This is a messenger RNA of Musca vetustissima, 1233 nucleotides long. Its product is annotated as alpha-N-acetylgalactosaminidase. The transcript is spliced from 5 exons. NCBI's taxonomy places the organism in Eukaryota, Metazoa, Arthropoda, Insecta, Diptera, Muscidae. Gene Ontology annotation, cellular component: cytoplasm. The coding region runs from base 1 to 1233 and encodes 410 amino acids. The record is from RefSeq and is a predicted model, not a curated record. Gene Ontology annotation, molecular function: alpha-galactosidase activity. Gene Ontology annotation, biological process: oligosaccharide metabolic process; glycoside catabolic process; glycosylceramide catabolic process.
AUGCAGUGUGUUCUAUUUAUAAACAUUAUAAUGACGUCUUAUGUUGUUUCAUUGAAUAAUGGACUGGCCCUCACACCUCCUAUGGGCUGGUUAUCAUGGGAAAGAUUUCGUUGCAACACUGAUUGUGAAAAUGAUCCGGAAAACUGUAUCAGCGAAAAUCUAUUCAAGACUAUGGCUGACCUUCUUAUAACUGAAGGUUAUGCAUCUGUGGGAUAUGAAUACAUAAAUAUUGAUGAUUGUUGGUUGGAGAAAAAAAGAUCUUUAAAUGGAAAGCUAGUGCCUGAUCAACUACGAUUUCCCAGUGGCAUGAAAUAUCUUUCAAACUAUAUUCAUUCCAGGGGCCUUAAAUUUGGAAUUUAUGAAGACUUUGGGAACUAUACAUGCGCAGGAUAUCCAGGCAUAAUUGGCCAUCAAAUUUCUGACGCAAAUCAAUUUGCGGAAUGGGGCGUUGAUUAUGUUAAACUUGAUGGUUGUUACGCGUUUCCUGAAGAUAUGGAUAAAGGAUAUAGCGAAUUUCAGAAAAUAUUAAAUAGUACUGGAAGACCAAUGGUGUUUUCGUGUAGUUGGCCAGUUUAUCAAAUAUACGCUGGUAUUCAGCCCAAUUUUAGUACGAUAAUGGAACAUUGCAAUAUGUGGAGAAACUUCGAUGAUGUUCAGGAUUCGUGGGCGUCAGUAGAAAGUAUUAUUGAUUACUAUGGAAAUAAUCAAGACCAUAUUGCACAAUAUGCUGGUCCAGGCCAUUGGAAUGAUCCGGACAUGUUAAUUAUUGGUAAUUUUGGCCUUAGCUACGACCAAGCCAAAACCCAGUUUGCUAUUUGGUCUAUACUGGCAGCACCCUUGUUAAUGUCCGUUGACUUACGCACCAUUCGUCCCGACUUUAAGGCCAUAUUACAGAACAGACAAAUUAUAUCUGUAGACCAGGACCCAUUGGGAAUCCAAGGACGAAGAAUUUACAAACACAAAGGAAUUGAAAUUUGGUCAAAACCAGUUACACCCAUACAUGAUCGUCAUUACUCUUAUGCUAUUGCCUUUGUGAACAGACGAACGGAUGGCACACCAUCAGAUAUUGCAGUAACUCUUAAGGAACUAGGAUUAAUAGCCCUUAACGGAUAUAGUGUUCAUGAUUUGUAUGAAAACGUUGAUUAUGGAAUUCUUCAUGCUAAUACCAAAAUAAAAGUGAAGGUGAAUCCAUCUGGCGUGGUCAUGUUGAAGGCCGAAGUUCAACGUCGCUGA